GCCUCUCGACACAGCCCGUCUGGCGCAAGCUGUGGGACGACGUGAUGAAAACCCGGCCGCCCAACUCGGAGAAUAUAACCUGUUGGAGGAAGAAGUUCCUCGAAACGUUCUUCUCAAAUGUUCUUCACGGUGUCCUGGAUGUUUCGUCUGACUGGCGUCUCAAUGAUGAUCACUUCUCGCCGCUGCUCCACAGCUCCCCGCACGUUUCCCAGCUCACCCUCUGCAACAUGCUGCAGGGCGCAGUGGAGCUCACUGCUGAGCACAACCAGCAAGUGCUUGAGAACCUGGCUGGCUCUCUGCGGAUCCUGAAGUUCCAGCACCUCCUCUCCUCCGACCAGUCCAUCAGGCGUUCGCUGGUUUUACUUCUUCACCGGCUGAUUCACCAUGGCUCUGUCAGCCAGGUGUCCAUGUAUUCCUGGCCUGUUCCCGACACGGUUCUUCUUGUUCUCAUUUUGAGCAUGAGCGCUGGGUUUUGGCGCUCGGGAAAUGCCCUUGCCUACCACAGCAGCCCGUGUGGCCUUUGCAGGGCGGAGGACAAAGCCCAAAGCCAGGAGCAGGCACAAGAGCAAGCAGUGAGGAGGGGCCAAUACAGUAAGAGGGAGUGGGGUGACAGUGAGCACCAGAAGGGAUCCUCCAGCACCCCAGAGGAGGAGGACGCGGAGGUGAAUGGCUGCAGGGCUGACACUCACCUGAACUCUGAGCUCUCUGGACCGAGAAGCCCUCCUCUGCGACACCAGGUGUGUGAGGACAUGAGCAGCGAGGUGCCCUGCGACGACACCAGCACUCAGGAAGGGUCUUCUUGUUGCGUCUCAGACCAGCUGUCCUGUCACCCCGUUCUUCGAAAGAUGCGCAGACGGAUGAAGUCAGCAGCAGGGAAGAAACGUCGCUGCCUCAGACGAAGCAGCGGACAAUAUGCUGACCCAGAGGACCUGUAUGAUUUUGUUUUUACUGUUGCUAGAGAGAAUAAUUCAGGGUUACUCAACAAUAACAGCACCACGGAGGAAGAAACCGUGGAAAACUGGACUAGUCCCUCCCCAGGAUCUCCGUGUAAGAGAUGUAAGAAAAGAGGAGGGUCUGCUGGGAUCUUUUCUCCGAAAGUUCCUCAUCGCUUCCGAAGUGUGUCCACGCUGGAAUUGUUCUCCAUUCCUUUGACUGGGGAGACAUGCCGGACUCUGAGUAACCUGCUGAGCUCCUGGGUGUCUUUAGAAAACUUGGUUCUGUCUUACAAUGGCCUGGGUGCCAACAUCUUCUGCGUCCUCGCUGGGCUCCGGGCCCUGGCCCAUCACCCGGACUGCCGCCUCCGCGUGGUGCGCGUGAGCGACGUCUUCUCCCACGUGCCGUGCAUGGAGCUCGUUUGCUGCAUCCUGAGCGCCUUUCCCCAGCUCCACACCCUCUCAGUCAGCUUCGACCUCAAAAACCAGCUGGAGGGGAACAGGCCGGAGGGGAAUCCGGGCUGCAGUAAGGUAGAAAUCCCAGAGAGCUGCCUGGAGCAGCUAGAGAUCCGAUUCCCCAGGGAACCCCUGCACACUGCCUUCCUGCUGCCAGUGCUCAAGGCCUCCAAGUCCCUCCAGCAGCUGUCUCUCGACAGCGCCGCGCUGCCCUCUUCUCAGGAGCUUGGGCUCCUUUUGGAGGCGCUCAAAGAGUGUAAUCCAAAUUUGAAGAAACUGAGCUUUCAUGAUGUGAACCUGGCUGAGCACCAGAAAGAAGUUCUGCUUUUGCUUCAGGACCCCAUCCUGCAAGAAGUCACGUUUUCCUUCUGCCGGCUGUUCGAAAGCUCUACUACUGAGUUUUUGUUGGAAAUAAUCAAUGCAGUGAAAAGAAAUUCAUCUUUGAAGAGCCUCAAACUGCCUGGGAAUCGCCUUGGGAACCACAGGCUGGUUGCCCUUGCAGACAUCUUCUCUGAAGAUUCUUCCUCUUCUCUUUGCCAGCUGGAUGUCAGCUCAAAUUGCAUCAAACCUGAUGGGCUGCUGGAGUUCACGAAGAAGCUGGAAGGCCACAUCCAACAGAGAGGGGGACACAUUCAGUUCACACACCUCCGCCUCUUCCAAAAUUGGCUGGACCAGGAUGCUGAAACAGCUCAAGAAGCGCUUCGGCGUCUCAGAGCUGUGUGCAGUGUGGUCAACGACUCGUGGGAUUCCUCCCAGGCCUUUGCUGACUACAUCAGUGUCAUGUGA
This is a messenger RNA of Apaloderma vittatum (bar-tailed trogon), 2174 nucleotides long. It is a transcript of the gene LRRC41, whose product is annotated as leucine rich repeat containing 41. The record is from RefSeq and is a predicted model, not a curated record. Lineage: Eukaryota; Metazoa; Chordata; Aves; Trogoniformes; Trogonidae. The annotation marks the transcript as partial. Gene Ontology annotation, cellular component: nucleus; cytoplasm. The transcript is spliced from 8 exons.